CGUGAAUCAAGAUUUAGCUAUUUCUUGUGUAGCAAGUUACUUAAUUAGUCUGAGAGUUAUUGCAAAUGGGAAGUUCAUGUUUACCUCCAGGAUUUCGGUUUCAUCCUACUGAUGAAGAACUCAUCGACUAUUACUUGAAAAGAAAAGUUGAAGGUCUCGAGAUCGAGCUUGAAGUCAUUCCCGUUAUCGAUUUAUAUAAAUUUGAUCCUUGGGAGUUACCAGACAAGUCUUUUCUUCCAAACCGGGACAUGGAAUGGUUCUUCUUCUGCUCAAGGGACAAAAAGUAUCCUAAUGGAUUUCGUACAAACCGAGGAACAAAGGCCGGUUAUUGGAAGGCAACCGGAAAAGACCGAAAAAUUACUUGUCGUUCAUCUUCUACAAUUGGCUAUAGAAAAACCCUAGUUUUCUAUAAAGGUCGUGCCCCGUUGGGUGAUAGAACUAGUUGGCUCAUGCAUGAAUAUCGACUAUGCGAUGAUGAGAAUCCAUCACAAGGAUCACAACAUUUGAAGGGAGCUUUUGUAUUAUGUCGUGUGGCUAAGAAGAAUGAGAUCAAGACUAAUUCAAGAAUCCGGAAAAAUCUAAGUGAACAAACACUUGGAUCAGGAGAAAGUUCAGGUUAUUCAAGUCUAGUGACUUCACCUAGUCGCGAUGAAGCGAUGCCGUUUCACUCAUUUGUCAAUCCGGUUUCUACUGAAUCAGACUCUUCCAACAUUUGGAUUUCACCUGAUUUCAUUCUUGAUUCUUCAAAAGACUAUCCUCAAAUCCAAGAUGCUGCAUCUGAGUACUUUCAAGAUUUUGAUUUUCCGGCCAUCGGUAAUCAAAACAUGGAUUUUCCACCGAGUACCUUGUCCAUGAAUGUAGAUCAGAGCAUGUAUGAAUCUAUGCAAACCAGUUUUUGUGGAUACGAUCAAACCGGUUUAUUCGGUUUUUCAGAUUUCCCCUAGACGGAGGAAUAUCUUUGAAGUCUGAAGUCUCUCCUUAAGACAAAAACGCCUUUUAUCG
Eutrema salsugineum is the source of this 1002-nucleotide messenger RNA. Its product is annotated as NAC domain-containing protein 96. The coding region runs from base 66 to 944 and encodes 292 amino acids. The transcript has 4 exons. Lineage: Eukaryota; Viridiplantae; Streptophyta; Magnoliopsida; Brassicales; Brassicaceae. Gene Ontology annotation, biological process: regulation of DNA-templated transcription. Gene Ontology annotation, molecular function: DNA binding. The record is from RefSeq and is a predicted model, not a curated record.